This is a messenger RNA of Eimeria maxima, 225 nucleotides long. RefSeq lists its product as hypothetical. NCBI's taxonomy places the organism in Eukaryota, Apicomplexa, Conoidasida, Eucoccidiorida, Eimeriidae. Bases 1 to 225 code for a protein of 74 amino acids. The transcript is spliced from 2 exons. The record is from RefSeq and is a predicted model, not a curated record.
AUGGAUUUCUCUUAUCUUGUUAAGAGGGAAAGAAGAAGUGACGGUGCUGGUAGUAGCGGUGGUGAGGCGGGACAAAUGGCGCUAAUAAAAGAAGAAGACGACCGGCUUAAUACGGAAUUACUGCAACUACAAGACGAAGCAAUUAACUUGCAACAGAAGGGCACCCAAAUGCAACUUGAAUACGAAGAAGUACAAAGCCAAGUUAUACGCGAAUUGUGUAGGUAA